AUGAAGCUCCCCCUGCUGGCCUCCUCGGCCCUGUGGGCUCUGACGGCCAAUGCAGCCGACGACGACAUCCUGAAGCACGUUGACCCUCUUGUCGGGAGCGUUAAUGGAGCUUAUUAUGACGACUGA
Messenger RNA from Geosmithia morbida, 126 nucleotides. RefSeq lists its product as uncharacterized. The coding region runs from base 1 to 126 and encodes 41 amino acids. NCBI's taxonomy places the organism in Eukaryota, Fungi, Ascomycota, Sordariomycetes, Hypocreales, Bionectriaceae. The transcript has 2 exons. The record is from RefSeq and is a predicted model, not a curated record.